Messenger RNA from Polypterus senegalus (gray bichir), 3554 nucleotides. It is a transcript of the gene podxl, whose product is annotated as podocalyxin-like. Bases 147 to 1370 code for a protein of 407 amino acids. The transcript has 8 exons. The record is from RefSeq and is a predicted model, not a curated record. Gene Ontology annotation, biological process: cell migration; positive regulation of cell-cell adhesion mediated by integrin; negative regulation of cell-cell adhesion. Gene Ontology annotation, cellular component: apical plasma membrane; microvillus membrane. Lineage: Eukaryota; Metazoa; Chordata; Cladistia; Polypteriformes; Polypteridae.
CCCAUCUGUCGUCCAGCAGCAUCAACUCAAGUCGCCUCAGGUUCUGCUCACGUGCAGGCAGGCGGGCGCGCAAGCGGCUCGACUCCACCACCGAAGCACUUGGCACCCGCAUCUCGGCCACCAGUGACCGUCUGGGAAUAAACACCAUGCGCGUCCUACUUUUAUUCGCUGUUGCUUUUGUCGGUUUUUGCGAAAUCACACAUGUAGAUGUAUCAAAUACCACAGCAACAUCAUUGUCUGUUAAUGCAAGCAGUAUACACAUGCCUACAGUUUUAUCCUCCAAUGCUUCUGAAACUACAAAAUUCUCUUCUACUGAAAAAAACGUUGCAGCUACUGAAAGCACAGAAACCACAGCAACCACAGCCAGUUCAACUUCCCCAACUUCUUUGGGGUCAUCCAGAACAACACCUCAGUCUUCAACUAGUACAAAGACUUCAGGGACUUCUGUUUCGAAUUAUUCUACAGAAAGUAGUAUAUCAUACACAUCUUUAAAUACUACGUUUGUGGUUUCCACGUCUUUGUCAACAUCAACGUCAACGUCAACCUUAAUGUCAACGUCAGAAGUAAUAGAAAACUCAACCAAAUACUCUUCUACCCCUGAAUAUGCAACACAUUCUACAAGGCAGUACACAACUGCAAGCACUGUAAUGAACACCACCCCUACUACUAGUAAUACUAUGACUACAAGCAGUACAAGCAUAUCUUCAGAAAAUAAAUAUAAGACUGACAGUGGAAUAGAGUGUUUUAAAGAAGAAAUGUCGAGGGAAAAUCGGUCUGGUAUUACUCUGAAAUCAACAGGCUCAUCAAAUUGUGAAGAUUUCAGGCUUUCAGAGACUGCACAUAAUCUGACCCGGGAUCUUUGCAGUAAGCUGAAUGGUGGUAAUUCGUGUCCCUGUACGCUGAGGCUCAAAGAGAAAAGUGAUCAACCUAAUGAACUCAUUGUCUUGGGAGUUGUUACUUGCAUUCGCAUUGAAGAUCUGAAAGAAAGGUUUCAACAGAUAGACAGUUCUAUAACAGGAAUAAACAUCACUGUGGCUCAGCUGAAAAAGGAUGAUGGUAACAAACCUGUUAAUCAAACAUUGAUAGCCAUUCUCACUUCAGUUGGUGUGCUUCUGCUUUUACUGUUGGGCAUCAUUUCGUGUACAUGUUACCAAAGAAGGAAUUUUGGAAAAAAACGGCACCAUCUUACGGAGGAAAUGCAGACAGUUGAAAAUGGUUACCAUGAUAACCCGACAUUGGAGGUGAUGGAAGUUCAACCAGAGAUGCAGGAGAAAAAGGCCAACUUGAACUGUGAAUUCAAUGACAGCUGGAUUGUGCCAAUUGAUAACUUCACUAAGGAGGACCUGGACGAAGAAGACACCCAUCUGUAGAGCAGAAAGGCCCAGAGACUAAAACUAAAUAAGCAGGAAGAAAAAUGUGGAAGUCUUACAGUGAACUUGUGUAAGCCAAGUGCUUGUGCUCACUAGAAUUUAGGAUUAUUACAAUUAUGGCAUUUUUUUUUUUUUUUUUUAUCUUUUUCCUUUUACAAGAAUUGUUAUAAUUAAAAAGGAUCCAGUCUCCAUAGUAUUUGAUGAUAGUUUAUGGAAUGUGCGGCUCAGGAAAACAACUUGCUACAAUUAUCGUUAACGUCUUGUGACAUAUAAAGACACAUAUCUCACUUUUUAAAUGUAAAUAGUGUGUUACAACUAGACUGGCGGAGCCUGAACCACGUGACCAAAACCAAACCUACCGACAGCACACGAGUAGUGUGGCCCUGUGGUCAGUUAGAAGACUCUCAUCCCAGUGCCUGAACAUGACGACUUACAACUGGUACACGCAGACCUGCCCAGUUAUGUAUGGCAUUACCUGCUAAAUCGGCGGCCUUUAAAGUAUGCCUAAGCACUGGAUUGUGAUACACAACAAGUCGUUCCGAGAUGUACAUUUGGCAAAGAACUCAGGAAGAGCAAAUGUAGAAUUGUAAUAAGCAGCUGGAAACUCCUGCCUAUUUCAUAUUCUUACAGAAGCUGUUAUUUGUCAAUUAAAGCACAAUGUUUGUGAUUACUAUAAGAUAAAUCCAUUUAGUUUUGUAACAAACAGCUUAGCAUUACAUUUAAAACAGUUAAACAUUGGGCAAAUUCGUCAAAUCACCUGCAUAAACAUCUUGUCAAAAAUAAGGCGGCCAUUAGCGUUCAAGCUUCAAAAUAAGCAUGCAGCUGCCAUUCAGCAGAAGGCACCCGCAUCCACAAAAUUUCACUGGAGAGCAAAAGGAACAGUUCAGUGAGAGCCUAAAAAAGCCAACGCAGCUUUAUAUGAACACUCAAGUGAAAAGGCAUAAUGGGGGACAGAAAUGUGCAUGUGUAGCAAAAGGCCAGCAACAGAAAACCUUAAGGGACUUGGGGGCGGCGUAACACUUUUUGACAAUUUCAUUUGCAUUCUUUAUUUGUAGCUGUUCACACAAUCACAUCUACACUUUUGCCAAAAAGUUACUUUACACUGUAAACUUAUUUUAUGUAUUAUGUGCACAUAUUUUAAUAUUGCAAAGAUGAUUAGGUGUUUUAUUGUUUACUUUGAAAGUCAUUUAUUGCUUUUAAACUUGGGUAUAUUUGAACUGUCAAUGUUUUUGUUUACUCUUUAUUCAUAAUUGUGUGUCAAACAGCGUCCUCUGUUUAAUGCAGACAACUUCAAGAACUUUGAUCAAAAGUAUAAAUUGGUGAGCUGAGUAUUAAUAUCUGUGCCAUGUAAUCUUUGUAGAGGUGCAUCUGCUUUCGUGUAUCUUAUCUGUUGAUAUCGACUACGUCGUGCUUGAUGUCACGUAGUGUAACGAGCAGGACGUGACUGACUGAACAGGUUUAGGUGUUUUGUAUGUAUAGUCACAGACAUUGAAAAAGUUUCUUUUUAAUAUAAGAAUGUAAACAAGUAGCUAGUUAAUAAUCAUACACAAUAUGCUUGAACCCAACUUCAUUUGAAAGUGGUCAAGUAGAAACUGACAGCCUGGGUGCUUAAGGCUUUUAAAAAAAAUACUUUUGUAAAGAUUUUUUUAUCAUUUGAAAAGGAAUAUUUAUGAAACUUUCCUGAAGAAAUAGAAUACUAGAGAACAGUAGUCUGACACACUGGAAUUUGCAGUAGUUUUUUGAGGUUCUUAAAUGUUUUUCCUUCAUAGCACUUGAGUGAAUAAAAUCAUUUCAAACAGAAAACUUUGCCACUAAGAGCUUUCUAUUUUGGCGAAGGAUGCCGAGGGCACCAACAGACGUGACGUACACACCGACAUGUCUGCAAAAGUGUUGGGCACAAAAAUACUGAGAUGUGCAGUGGGUGAGCCGAGAUGUACCCGAGGUGUCCCACCAUGAAAGAACAGUCAAGUUAAUGGCAAAAAGUUAAUAACAACUGAUACCAAGCAGCCAGUAGCAACAGUGUUUUCAUGUACCUAUACAAUUGUGAUUUCCUAAAAUAUUUCUAUUAAAAAACUGAAUAUUUAAUGAUAGUGGGAAAUGUCACAAAUACGGUUAAUAUUUGUUCAAGUAUUAUGCUUUGACACUGUUUAAAGAAAUAUAUUAAAACUUUUUACCAUAAAGAAA